Phacochoerus africanus (Common warthog) is the source of this 1854-nucleotide messenger RNA. RefSeq names its product family with sequence similarity 136 member A (gene TIMCC). The record is from RefSeq and is a predicted model, not a curated record. Gene Ontology annotation, cellular component: cytoplasm. The transcript is spliced from 3 exons. The coding region runs from base 77 to 532 and encodes 151 amino acids. Lineage: Eukaryota; Metazoa; Chordata; Mammalia; Artiodactyla; Suidae.
GCGUGAGCUCUUGGAAGGACGCGCCGCUGUGACCCGCGAAGCUGCGCGGAGCGGGCGGGCCGGUGCGCCUGACUCCAUGUGGGCGCCGGCGCGGCAGGGAGCAGCUGGGGUCGCCAUGGCGGAGCUGCAGCAGCUCCGGGUGCAGGAGGCAGUGGACUCCAUGGUGAAGAAUCUGGAGAGAGAGAACAUCCGGAAGAUGCAGGGCCUCAUGUUCCGGUGCAGUGCUGGCUGCUGUGAGGACAGCCAGGCAUCCAUGCAGCAGGUGCAUCAGUGCAUCGAGCGCUGCCAUGCACCUCUGGCUCAAGCCCAGGCCCUGGUCACCAGUGAGUUGGAGAAGUUCCAGGACCGCCUGGCCCGGUGCACUUUGCACUGCAACGACAAAGCCAAAGAUUCAAUAGACGCAGGGAGUAAGGAGCUCCAGGUGAAGCGGCAGCUGGAGUGUUGUGUGACCAAGUGUGUGGAUGACCACAUGAACCUCAUCCCAACCAUGACCAAGAAGAUGAAGGAAUCACUCUCGUCCAUGGGGAAAUAGAAGUCUGCUGUUGGCCACUGGGGCAGAGGGCAGGAAUCUAUUUAAAAAGAGGAAUGGGGGUUUUGGGUCUUUUAAGCAAAGUUUAUGAAUGAAGAAAAUUAUGGAUGGCAGCAAGUUUAAGGCCUCUGUCACUUGCCUCUGGAUAUUGGUUCCUUUGUGUUUCAGUCCUAGAAAGUGAAAUGGAAAAGAAACUGGUGCUAAAAUUUGGGUCAGGGUUUGCAUGAGAGAGUUUCUGAGAGCCUCAGUUUCAUGUGGCCAGUGCUUAUCCUGGCAGUGGGGAGCCUCCCUUGUAGCAAACCAGAGCCCUCCGAGGUACCAGAUUCUCUUGGUACCCAGGUACCAACAGGCUGGCAGUUUCCUCUAACCUGCCUGUGGUCCAGUGGAGUGUGAGAGGUGUUUCUGUUUAUUGCCAGCCAACCUCCUGUUUACCAGAAGGAUCAAAACACAUUGAUCCAACACGCCAUUUUCCACAGACUAUAGUAAAACAAGAUUCGCAAGGUCACCAGUUUAGGAGGUGGAAGGGGGCUUCCAGGGUUUUGUUUUGCUUGGUUUUCUUUUAUACACAAGGGCAUGAAGUUAGCUUAAGACGUGGAGUUGGGCGGUAGUUUGGAUAAGAACUUUGAAAGGGUCCUUGUGAGUAUUCAUUUCUGACCAUUGAGAUGUAGAUGUGCCUUAUUUAAAAUGCUCACACAUUUACAUCUUUCAGCCUGAAGACCCUGCAAAAAUAUGAGAGGUGAUGUCACACUGGUAUGGGAAGCAAAUCUUCCCUUUCACGGGUAGCCACCAUGGGCCCUAAGGCUUUAGCAGAGGGACAGAACAAUCUUACGAUGACACUCACCCUUGAAGGGGAUCUUGAUUGUGCUGUAUACUAGGACUUAGGCGUGAACAGUGAAAGAGAAACUUUUAUCUUCUUAAUUAAGAGAGUUGUGAAGUACUGGAUUUGGAAAAAUCUGGUUUUCAUAAAACAGAAUGAAAGCCUAAACCCAGUAUUGCUUACUUUGCCACCUGAAAUAACAAGGCUCUAUUGAGACAAUCCCUUGGCAACAUGAAGGUCAAGGGAGAAAAAGUAAGCAACUCAGGGGUCAGCUGUGACUUCUUGGAAAAGAGGGACAGCCCCUCAUUACCAAAUAUCAAUUUUGUCAGGGCCUUUGUUUCCUGCCCCAGUUCUGGCACCUUAUUGUUUUGAUAAGGACCUUGUUGUCUUUUUACCAACUUAUUACUUGAAAUGAUAAUAUAGCCUGUCUGUUCGCUGUUUCAAGACCGUGAUAUAUUUUCCUAGUGGUUUGGUUUUAAAAAUAAAUAAGGUUUAAUUUUUUCUUCCA